AAGCCAUAAAACAUCUCACAAACAGAAUUAUUACUUCAGAUUCAAUUGUACUAACCAUAAAAGUAUCAUUAGGUUUUUCUAAAAUCAUUAAACCAAUUCUAAAACGAGGUAGUAUUCAACAAAGACUGGUGCUCGUUCUUCAUCUGAUAUUGUACCAGAAAGAGAAGAGAAAAAGAUGGUUGUGAGGCUUCGUUUGUCUAGAUUUGGGUGUAAAAAUAAGCCCUUUUAUAGAGUCAUGGCGGCUUCUAGUAGGUCUCCUAGAGAUGGUAAACACAUCGAAGUUUUGGGUUACUAUAACCCUCUUCCAGGUCAGGAUGGACAAAAAAGAAUGGGGCUUAAUUUUGAUAGAAUGAAAUAUUGGCUCUCAGUUGGAGCUCAGCCAUCAGAUCCAGUUCAGCGAAUUCUGUUUAGAGCCGGGUUGUUGCCUCCUCCACCAAUGAUGGCAAUGGGACGUAAAGGUGGGGCACGUGAUACCCGGCCUGUUGAUCCCAUGACUGGACGUGUUUUGACUCCAGGAAAACCUAGCAGUUCAGAGAGUUCUGACAAUCCCAACAUCGAGGAUGUAGAAAUAGUAGAUACCGCAACAUCGUCCUGAUGCUGAUGCACAUUUCAUAGGUUUAGAGUUUGAAGCAGAGGCGCUUAGCAUCCUGCAGUUCUUAGCGCAACUCUGUGUUUUAAUCACGAUAUACUUGAAUGAACAUUGUACUAUCUGCAAUGCCUGCUCAAUUUUGGUUGUAGACUCUUGAAAGUAGGUCGAUGUUAGAAUAAGCAAUUCUAUCAGAACAUCAUCACUUUGGCAUUUCUGUCAUAAAUUGUUGGAUUGAUCCCAAAAUGUAUUUUAGGAGACAUCUGAUGAAUCUGGAUCAUUUAUCUUGUA
Molecule: messenger RNA, 877 nt
Organism: Beta vulgaris subsp. vulgaris (sugar beet)
Lineage: Eukaryota; Viridiplantae; Streptophyta; Magnoliopsida; Caryophyllales; Amaranthaceae
Product: 30S ribosomal protein S16-2, chloroplastic/mitochondrial
Exons: 4
Coding region: 176-595 (139 amino acids)
Biological process (GO): mitochondrial translation
Cellular component (GO): small ribosomal subunit; ribosome
Molecular function (GO): structural constituent of ribosome
Source: RefSeq, a predicted model, not a curated record